This is a messenger RNA of Rhizopus microsporus ATCC 52813, 984 nucleotides long. Its product is annotated as ribosomal protein L2. Lineage: Eukaryota; Fungi; Mucoromycota; Mucoromycetes; Mucorales; Rhizopodaceae. Bases 1 to 984 code for a protein of 327 amino acids. The transcript is spliced from 2 exons. Gene Ontology annotation, molecular function: structural constituent of ribosome; transferase activity; RNA binding. Gene Ontology annotation, biological process: cytoplasmic translation. Gene Ontology annotation, cellular component: large ribosomal subunit; ribosome. The record is from RefSeq and is a predicted model, not a curated record.
AUGUUUCGCUUUGGUAAAGCCCUUGUUCAGCAUGCCACAUUAAGGGCUCCUGCUGUUACAGUUCCUCGAUUAUACCAACCUGCCAAAGCAACCAGCAUUGAUUCUUUAUCUUCUGCUCUUCCUUCUAGUCAGUUCAAGACCAAGAAACCAACGACACCCGGUAAGCGUUGGUUGAAACGAGUACCCCGUGAUCAUCUCUACAAGGGUAAAGCUGUUCGAGCCUUGACCGUCGCCAAACGAAGCACAGGUGGUCGUAACAACACAGGUCGUAUCACGAUCCGUCACCGAGGUGGAGGUCAUAAACGACGUAUUCGUAUUCUAGAUUGGCACCGUCAAGAAACUGGCACACAGACAGUCGUUCGAUUAGAAUAUGACCCCGGACGUACAGCCUGGAUUGCUUUGUUAAGACACGACAAGUCUGGAAAAUUGAGCUAUAUUGUAGCUCCUCAUGGAUUGAAAGCAGGCGAUCAAGUAACAUCAUAUCGAGCCAUAAAGGAUCAAGAGGGAGAUAUUACACGUACGGUAGCUAUUGAUGUAGGUAACUGUAUGCCCCUCAAGAUGGUCCCUGUUGGUACAAUCGUUCACAACAUUGGUUUAAAGCGAGAUGGUCCUGGUGUGAUGGCAAGAGCAGCAGGCACCUAUGCUCAAUUGAUUCAAACAGGAGAGAAGGGAUACGCACAGGUUCGUUUGUCGAGUGGAGAAGUUCGUUUGGUGCCUGUCGAUGCUUGUGCUACCAUUGGCUCUGUCAGUAAUCCAGAUCAUCAACACGAAAUGAUGGGUAAAGCAGGAAGAUUAAGAUGGAUGGGUAUUCGACCUACUGUCCGUGGUACAGCCAUGAACUCGGUUGACCAUCCUCAUGGUGGUGGUAGAGGUAAAUCAAAGGGUAAUAAGGAUCCUAGAUCACCUUGGGGUGUAUUGGCAAAGGGUGGCAAGACAAGAAAGACACCCAAUCCAUUUGUUGUUAAACCAAGACCAAGACGUUAA